AUGGCGCUGCCGCAGCUGCUGUCUGCGGAGGGCGACCUCAGAGACCGGCCGUUGACGGUAGACGAGGCAUCCUGGCUGGCGUCGCUCAUAAUCGUGACCACGCUCGUGUUCGUCCCCGUGUUCUCGGCGGUCAGUGCACACAUCGGCCGCAAAAUGCUCGGAUAUGUCGCGAUAGCUCCGCUGUUGGCCAGCUGGAUCGUCAAGGUGUUCUCGACUUCCGUUGAAGCCCUCUAUGUAGCAAGGGUGCUGGCCGGUGCGCAGAGCGCCGGGUCGCUGAUGCUGACGACGCUGUACGUCAGCGAGACGACCAGCGACGAGGUGCGGGGCAGGUUGGGCUGCCUGCUGCCCCUGCUGUGCAACAGCGGCCUGCUGUUCGCUUACGUCACCGGCGCCGUCCUGCCUUACUAUACCGUGCUGUACGUGAACAUCGCCCCUGCAGCCAUCUUCAUCAUCUGUUUCGCCUUCAUGCCUGAGACACCGUACAGGCUGGCAACCGUUCAUCGGUAUGACCAGGCGAGAAAGGUGCUGAGGUGGCUGCGUCGAGGGAUCUCAGAGGAACAGGUGGAGCACGAGAUGGCACGCAUUCUGGCAUCGCUGGCCGGAGACCAAGAAGGUGGCACGGGACGCGUCACCCUCAAGGAACUCUGCUGCAGGGCCUCGCUCAGGGGCUUCGCCAAUGCCAUCAACCUAGGCACCAACCUGCAGCUCUGCGGUUCCUUCGCUGUGCUCAACUAUGCCGUCAUCAUGUUCGAUGAGGCUGGAGGAUCCGUACCCUCCGAGAUGGCAACGAUCAUCUUAGGUGCUUUGCAGGUUGUUGGCGGUCUGGCGUCCGCUCUGGCGAUGGAUCGCCUCGGUCGACGACCCCUGCUGUUCCUCUCCAAUGCGGUAAUUGGAACUUGCGUCGCCCUCUUGGGGGUCUACAUGUACCUCAAGCAGGAGACAGACGUAGACAUAUCGUCCGUCGGAUGGUUGCCUGCCACAUGCUUGUCCAUAUACGUGCUGAUGCAUUCGUUUGGCUUGAACCCACUGCCAUAUGUGGUGCUCUCCGAGAUCGCGGCUCCGAGGAUCAGAGGUCUGGCUGCCAUUGCCAUGUACACGAUGGUCUGUGUCACUGCAACCAUCCUGACCAAACUGUACCCAACCAUGUCGGAGUCCAUGGGAGUGUACGGCACCUUCUGGUUCUUCGCCGCUGCCUGUCUGACUUGCAGCCUCGUCGGAUGGUGGCUGCUGCCGGAAACCAAGGGACGACCUUUGGAGGACAUCCUCAAGGAACUCAACGGUGGAAAGGAUGUCAUCGUUGGCAGCUCCCAAUGA
Messenger RNA from Schistocerca americana (American grasshopper), 1314 nucleotides. Its product is annotated as facilitated trehalose transporter Tret1-like. Bases 1 to 1314 code for a protein of 437 amino acids. Lineage: Eukaryota; Metazoa; Arthropoda; Insecta; Orthoptera; Acrididae. The transcript is spliced from 4 exons. The record is from RefSeq and is a predicted model, not a curated record. Gene Ontology annotation, cellular component: membrane. Gene Ontology annotation, molecular function: transmembrane transporter activity. Gene Ontology annotation, biological process: transmembrane transport.